This is a messenger RNA of Aspergillus bombycis, 2301 nucleotides long. RefSeq names its product acetamidase regulatory protein. The coding region runs from base 1 to 2301 and encodes 766 amino acids. Gene Ontology annotation, molecular function: DNA-binding transcription factor activity, RNA polymerase II-specific; zinc ion binding; DNA binding. The record is from RefSeq and is a predicted model, not a curated record. NCBI's taxonomy places the organism in Eukaryota, Fungi, Ascomycota, Eurotiomycetes, Eurotiales, Aspergillaceae. Gene Ontology annotation, biological process: DNA-templated transcription; regulation of DNA-templated transcription. The transcript has 3 exons.
AUGUCCUCCACCGCGCAUAACAGCCAACCAUCCACCGGCAAUGGUGUGACUAAACGCAAGUCAGGCUCCGCAGCCUGUAUUCACUGUCAUCGGCGUAAAGUCCGAUGCGAUGCUCGCAUUGUCGGUUUACCUUGCUCGAAUUGUCGCUCUGCGGGAAAGGCCGAUUGCCGCAUCCACGAGAAGAAAAAACGCUUGGCUGUGCGCUCCAUUCUUGACCCAGUUCCCAUUCGCUGUCGCCCACCCCCUGACUCCGAUUCUACUCCCAAGCCCUUACCAUCCACACCCAUCCAGCCGAAUGCUUUCACAACUGCCUUUCGGGGCGUCCAACCCGACGUGACGAGCCCCGUCGCAGCCGGCGCCCAAAUCAUUCAAUCGCCACACUCGAGCUACGCUAAUGGUAACCAUGGUUCCCAACCGAUUACAGAAACCCAACCAUUCAAUCGCCAGCCAGGUGCCGACCGGCCCAUGGACCUGGAAAACAACGCAGAUUUGGAGAAGCGACUCGUGAAACUGAUUGAUGAGGAGGAGUCGGGCAGUCGAGAAAUUCAAAGGGGUGUGAGGGCAAUAUAUGUUGGCCAUGAACUUUCGAAUAUGUCAUUCUUGAUCCGGCAACAGCGUGAUAAAGACGACGAUGUGUAUCACUUCGCGGGCAAUGAAAUUCCUCGACGGCAAUUGAGAACAGGUCAUGACCAGCUCCUUAUGGAUGCCCUCACACUGCCAGAACCAACCCUUGCUGAUGAGCUGGUACAGGCGUACUUCACGCACGUAAACCCAGGGUAUCCCAUAAUCGAGGAGGAUCUGUUUAUGACUCAAUAUCGUAAUCGUGACCCGGCCGAUCCUCCUCCAAUAUUACUUCUCCAAGCAAUUUUGCUCGUGGGGGCCCAUGUUACACGCCCAAAAGCGGAGCGAGAUGCCCUGAAGGAAAUAUUCUUCCGUCGUGUCAAAUGGCUAUUCGACAGUCGCAUUGAACGCAAUCGUGAUAUUAUGGUUCAAGCUGCAUUGCUCAUGACAUGGCACUCGGAUAGUGCCGAUGACGACGUAGCAGCUAAUGCCCACUACUGGGUGGGAGUAGCUGCUAGAAUCGCUACAGGUCUUGGUAUGCACCGUAACCCGGUAUCUAGCAAAUUUGUACCUCGCGAUCGUCGAAUGUGGAGAAGGUUGUGGUACAUUCUGGUUCAAUUUGAUGUGAUGGUGUCAUUGUCAUAUGGCCGACCACAAGCUAUCAACCUUGAGGAUUCAGAUGUCUCCCCUUUGACUCCUUCUGACUUUGAAGGGUGUGGUUCUCGAGUGCAAGCUGAGUAUGUUAUUCACUUCUCAGAAUUGUGUACAAUGAUCUCGUAUAUCGUGCGAGAACGGUUUGGGCUGAGAGUCAGCGCUGAGCGCCGCAAAGCUGCCUUGCAAGAAGCCGACGAAGCCCUAGCAAAUUGGUCCCUCAAGCUGCCAGAUAGUUUACGCCUACGAGCCUCCGAUAUGGAUCCGUGGUCUGCCAUGCUUCACCUGACAUAUAACAACUUCCUGAUUCUUCUUCAUCGGCCACAUCCAAGAGCUUCCGCAUAUUCAGAUGAUUACGGUCCACACGACGCAGAAAUCUGCAGUGCAGCCGCUGGAGUUAUCGCUUCCAUAUUCGAGGAACUCCGCCUGAAUGACCGGCUGAAGUUCUUGUGGUACUCUGGAGUGCACACGCUCUUCACGGCAAUGAUUCAAGUCCGGGUGGAACUUCGAUUCUCCAACCCUGUCCUCGCAAUCAACGCCUUGCGCCGCUUCGACUCGGCCUCGUAUUCUCUCCGCGAACUUGCGGAGUAUUGGUCUCACGCCAACACCAUUUUAAGGUUAUUCCAAGACUCCAAACGACUCCAGGAGGACUUGCGAAUGGCUACCAGCGAAAGACCAAGACGAUUCAGCACACAUGAUCAAAAUAAGAAUACAAAUAAUCCCUCUAAUCCUCAUCCCAAUCCCAAUUCAAAUACCACUUUACAGAGCCCUCAGACCGAGCCGCAACUUCCUUACGAAGUUCCUACCCCGGAAUCUCCGCGCAUGCCCCCAACCACCAUGAGUCCCCACCAGAACCAGCCAUUCGACAGCUGGAUCCCAUCUAGCCACCUCGCUUCUGUGGACCCCAUAGACCAACCUAGAGAGUUCCUGGAUUGGCGGCAGCUCUUUUCCUUUACCGAUCCGGAUCAAUCCGUUCUCCCAGUUCCCAUGGAAGGAUUGCCAGAGUUAGAAGAUGAAUGGCGCCAAAUAUAUUGGCAGGAAACUCCCAUGUCUGAUCUUCUUCAGGACGGAGGAUGGAUGCAUGGAUAA